This is a messenger RNA of Thermothelomyces thermophilus ATCC 42464, 1804 nucleotides long. RefSeq lists its product as uncharacterized. The transcript has 8 exons. Bases 229 to 1521 code for a protein of 430 amino acids. NCBI's taxonomy places the organism in Eukaryota, Fungi, Ascomycota, Sordariomycetes, Sordariales, Chaetomiaceae. The record is from RefSeq and is a predicted model, not a curated record.
ACAUCGCUCUGACCCGCGUCCGCAUUGCGCUCCUGCAGUGGGAAGCUUGCGAGAAACUUGGGGUUGUUCCGCCGUCAUCCUCCCACCGACGAAGACGGGGAUCCCACUCAAGUCGCAAGACCGGAAUGGUCAUCGCCAGCAAGCACAAGGUCCUCUAGCUGCCUGUUUCCACUUUAGAUUACCUCUUCUCUCCUCCUCAACUCAAUCAUAUCGAGCCCUUCUCGCACCAUGGCUCCCCACACCACUGAGGGUUCCACGGCGACAGCCGUGGAGGGCACAACUCCGGAACACUGGAUCAUGGGCAGAAAGGAGUUCGAACGCCGCAUGCCACACCACGACGGCAUCAAGGCGCUUUGGGAAACCAGGUGGCGGCUUCCUUGCAGCAAGUCCGUCUACCCGUUCCACGACGGCGCGUACGAGGACUUCGCCCCCAUCUUUGAGGAGCUGAUCAAGCGAAACAUCAACGAUGCCUGCGUCCCGUCGUACACAGAGGCCUUCCUCCCCACUGCCGAGCGUCUCGCGUCCCUCGCCGAUAAGAAAGCCACCGCCAGUACCACCACCGCCGCAAAGGAGGCUUCGGCCCUGUACCUGCGUGCCUGCGCCGUCUACCGCAUCGCCCGGUUUCCGUACAUCACUGCGUUUCCGGAGGUGAACGACGCUGUCAAAUGGAGGGCGUGGCAGGCGCAGAAGGAGACAUAUCUGAAGGCCGGUCAGCUGUGGGAAUGUCCUGUGGAGGAGGUUUUGGUGGAUCACAAGCACGCCAAGGGCAACGACAAGGCCCAGAUUCCGGUCUACGUGAGGGUACCGAAGCUGGAGAAGGAGCAGAAGAAAAGAACAAAAUGCCCCGUAGUGGUCCUCAUGACUGGGUUGGACGGGUACCGGCCGGACAAUACGGUGCGGUGCGACGAGUUUCUGCAGAGGGGCUGGGGCUCCGUGGUGGUUGAGAUACCCGGCACGGCCGAUUGCCCCGCCGACAGCGCCGACCCUCAAUCGCCCGACCGGCUGUGGACGAGCCUGCUCGAGUGGAUGGGCAGCGACGGACGGUUCGACAUGAAGCGUGUCAUGGUCUGGGGCCUGAGCUGCGGCGGAUAUUACGCCAUCCGCAUCGCCCAUACGCACCGGGAUCGGCUGGUCGGGUGCGUUGCGCAGGGAGCCGGCUGUCACUACUUCUUCGACAAGGAAUGGCUCGAGAAGGUGGACGGGCACGAGUACCCUUUCGAGUUGACGCCUGCCAUGGCUAUGAAGCACGGGUUCAAGUCUGUCGAUGAGUACAAGGCCAAGGCCCAGAAAAAGUUCUCGCUUCUUGAGACGGGCAUCAUCCAGAGACCGUCGACCAGGCUGCUGCUGGUCAAUGGUACUCAGGACGGCCUCAUGCCCGUCGAAGACUCAAUGAUGCUGUUCGAGUAUGGCACUGUCAAGGAGGCUCGCUUCUUCUCCGGCGCGCUGCACAUGGGCUAUCCACUGGCCAAUGGAUCUGUGUACCCCUGGAUGGAGGAGGUCAUGGCCUCGGUGAGGGACUGAAGUCGAGAAUCGGUAACCUAGUUGUCCGCGUCGCUAUUUCCAUGCUGCUCUGUUACCUUUUAAUAGUGUUCCUUCCCGUCCGCGUCCAUAGGAAAAGAAAGUUCGUUGUUGGGCGCAAUCAGUUUCACCGUCCCAUCCAUCCACCGUCCACCACCAGGACGUGGCCGCUCACAUAGGCACUCGCCUUGCUUGCGAGGUAGACGGCCGUGCCCUUGAAGUCCUCGGGGCUCCCCCACUACGGAACAAACGUCACGUUAGCAUCGUCGUAACACGGACAGGUGGC